Sphaeroforma arctica JP610 is the source of this 4088-nucleotide messenger RNA. RefSeq lists its product as hypothetical. NCBI's taxonomy places the organism in Eukaryota, Ichthyosporea, Ichthyophonida. Gene Ontology annotation, cellular component: AP-3 adaptor complex; endosome membrane; membrane coat. The record is from RefSeq and is a predicted model, not a curated record. The transcript has 21 exons. The coding region runs from base 1 to 3972 and encodes 1323 amino acids. Gene Ontology annotation, biological process: Golgi to vacuole transport; protein targeting to vacuole.
AUGUUCACCAAGGAUCUGCAGGAUCUCAUACGUGGGCUCCGCCAAAACAAAGGAACGGAGGCUAAGUAUAUCGCAGAUUGUCUGAACGACAUUUCGCUGGAACUGAAGACAGACUCAAAUUCAGUGAAAACAAAGGCUAUAUCAAAGCUGACUUACUUGCAUAUGCUAGGAUAUGACACAUCGUUUGCUGCGUUCAAGACUGUGGAAAUAAUGAGUCAAUCGAAAUUUUCAUACAAGCGAGUUGGUUACUUGAUGGCAUCGCAAACAUUUAGAGACGACACAGAUGUGCUGAUGCUUACUACGAAUCUAAUCAAGAAGGAUAUGAUGUCACCUAAUCAGUAUGAGGCUGGGUUAGCGCUGACGGCGUUGUCAGUGUUCGUGACUGCUGAUUUGGCUCGCGACCUAGCCAAUGACGUCAUCACGUUAUUCUCGUCUUCACGGCCAUACAUUCGCAAGAAGGCGAUUUUGGCCAUGUAUAAAGUGUUUCUCAAGUUCCCAGACUCUCUGCGUCCGGCAUUCCCACGACUGCGCGAGCGAUUGGAAGACCCAGAUCUGUCAGUGCAGUGCGCGGCUGUGAAUGUGAUCUGCGAGCUGGCGCGCAAAAACCCAAAAAGUUACCUUUCACUCGCCCCAACCUUAUACAAGUUGUUAUCGGCGAGCAACAAUUGGAUGCUUAUCAAGAUCAUCAAGUUGUUUGCGGCGCUGAUGCCGCUCGAGCCGAGACUCAGUAAAAAGCUCGCCGAGCCCCUGAGUAAUAUCCUGCACACGACAAAUGCUAUGUCAUUGCUGUACGAGACCAUCAGUGCAGUAAUCGCGGGAAUGCCUGAUCAUACACCCAUGCUCCAACUGUGCGUCACCAAAUUGCGCACUUUCGUCGAGGACAGCGACCAGAAUCUCAAGUUCCUCGGGUUGGUGCAAUUGAGCAAAGUUAGUGAAAUACAACCACGGCUUGUUAUGGACCUAAAGGAUGUCGUGAUGGUGUGCCUGGAUGAUGAAGAUGAGACGAUUCGCAUGAGAACAAUGGGACUGUUAGUAAACAUGGUUUCGAAGAAGAGUCUGCCUGAUAUUGUCAAGAAAAUAUUGGCUACACUUGGCAAUAUGGGCCCGCGCAAUCGAGAUGCCCUUAUCGAGAAGAUGAUAGACAUGUGCAGUCAGGAGAAUUACAAGUACAUUGAAGAUUUUGAAUGGUACCUAACAGUGAUCUUGUCACUCGUCACAGUCGAGCAUUCAACUGCUGGCGAACUUGUAAGCCAUCAAAUUCUGGAUGUGUGCGUACGAGUGAAGGAAGUCCGCGCCUAUGCGGUCAAUUUACUAUCACCGGUUGUGCAGGCACCAUUUGAGGGCUAUGGUGCAUCGCCUCCUUUGGCUAAAGAGGGCAACAUGGUGGAAGUCAUGUACGCUGCCGUGUGGGUGAUUAGCGAAUAUUCAGAACACCUCAUGUCACCGAAAGAUGCCAUCAGAUGGUUGUUACAGCCGCAAGUAGGUCUUCUGUCGCCGGCGGUGCAAGCGAUCUGUGUGCACAAUGCUCUCAAAAUAUUCGCAUGUGCAGUCCUGCCGCAAUCCAAUAGCGACCGCGAGUCAAUGGAAAGUGAAUUCAUUGAUGAGAUGUUAAAGCGACUGCCCAUGUUCGAAGUGCAUUCCGAUAUGGAGGUACAGGAGAGGGCUUGCUCUGUGAGAGAGACCUUGAAGUUGUACAGAGAACUUUGCUUAUCAAGCUCGCUCGAAGCGGAUGACGAGAACGGAUUAGAUAGUUUCUUGGGAGAUACGGGCUCGUCGAACGCGAAUGGAAUGUCUCUCUUAAACUCUGGCGAUUCACCCCCAGAUGCGCCUCCGUUAGCAAACAUUGAAAGAACAGUCGACAUAGACGAUAUGGGUACUGCGAUAUCCGACACCCUAGCUUUGUCUCCAAAGGCUUCUGAUUCUUCAUCAAACGCUGAUCGAUCAAAGGGGCAAAACGUUACAUCAUUGACGGUCAAUGAAGUGAAUAUCCAGAGGGCGAGUGUAGAAAGUCAGCGACAAGCUGCGCAAUUGCUGUUAUUUUUGUUUGAGGGAGACUUGAACCCAAUUGCAGCGACGGCUCAAGCUAAAGUACCAAUACCGGAGAAUAUCAAUUUAGAAAAAUGGAUCCACACAAAACCUUCGUCGAGCGAAGAGGAGUCGUCAAGCGACGACAAUUACGACAACGCAAACAAUGCGACAAGCUACAAUUCGUACGGCAAUGACGGCCGUAGCAAUAGCUAUAGAGGCGGCGGUGGUGGUGAUAUUAGUGGCGGAUAUAACCAGGGAGCUGCCCACGGAUAUGGCGCCCGCCCCGCUGAAGAUCCCGCCGAAGUUGCACGCAGAUUAGAGGCGCGGCGGGUGCAGAACCAAAGCAAUCCUCACUACUUGGGUGGUAGCGGUAAUACAGCCAAUGAAAGUUCGGGACUGCGGUCCAUGAGCCCGAUUGAGGUUGACAGUAUACCCAUUGCAAAACUUGAUUUGGGUCAAGCAUUCGACUUGGGUGUUGGAGAUGGUGAGCUUUCACGCGGAGAACACAAGCACAGAGGGAAAAGGGGGAAGAGGAGUAAACGUGAUAGGCGGCACAGUGGGGUUCAUGAGGCCAGUCCCCCGAGGCGAUCAAAGAACUAUACGAUACAGCAAGUAGAGGACUUUCCAACCGACAACAAGUCGCAGGCGGCAAAUAGUUCGAAAAGUCGAAGGAAAGCAGACAGGAGCACCCCAGAUUUAGACAAGGAUGAUCCGCAUGCACAACUGGGUAUUGAUCUAGACAUGCCAUUAACUGAAAAAGAUGCCAUACCCGUACAAACGCAUCGAACAGCAUCAAGCACGCCUACGCCGACCUCGGGUUCGAACCGCCACAAGAGCGACAGAGAGCGGGACGAAGAGGCGGCCGCUUACAUUGCUGCGAAGGAGGACAAGACAAACAAACAUGAUUCGGAUAAAAGAAGAACGGAUAAGAAACAUAAAAGUGGUUCUAGUAGAGGUCAUCGCAAAAGUAAAUAUUCCCAUUCACACGCUAAAGGCGAUGCAAGCAAUGGGGAAGGGAAUAGUGAGAGAGAUGUAGGUAGUUCCAGGGGAGCAAGUACUGAUGAACGAUCGUACGCAGAUGGUGAGAGGGAGAGUAGAAAGAAAAAGAAAAAGAGUAAAGAUGAAGCUAGGCCACAUAAGGACAAUCAUAGUCGGAGGAAGACAGGCGAUUCGGAGGAAUCAUCACCUCGGCCCAUUGUAUCCUUCGGUGACGAUAAUGGUCAGGGAAGUGGUUAUGAUUUAGGAGCGAUGACCACAUUAGUAACAACCGACAACAGCUCGGUACAGUGUGCUGUGGGUUACAGUGGCGAUGGUGAACACGACAGCACUGUUUUCAUCACCUUUGUUGUGACAAAUUUGUCAUCCGAAGUGUUGGAGAAUGUAGAAUUCGAUGUCAACUCAAAUAACGAUUCCUUAAAACAACAAUCGACAUCCAGCAUCGCCAACAGCAUCAAGACCUCGUCGUCCGCUCAACUCAGGCAUACUUAUGUGGUGUCGCUCCCAUUGCAAGCGGUCACUCUGGAGGGCACCUUGCGAUACAGCACGGCAAGUCACGCUGACUGGAUGGAGCUCCCGUUCACGUAUGAACUUCCGGUUUCUGCAUACGUUGUACCUGUCGCGUGCACACCCAAUGAACUCAGUGUGAUUCUCAGUGCAUAUGAGAGCCCACUGGCGUCUGCCGCGCCGUGUGAGGUUAAAGUAGCUGGGGGGCUCAAAGUGGUCAUGGAUAGAAUCGUUGCCGCAGGUCACCUUGCCAUUGUCGAGCUUUCGGAUAGCAACUGCUCCGCUUAUGGCAGAGCAGUUACCGGACACCAUGUGUGUGUUUUGGCAACUCAAUUGAUUGGUGACGAUGUGAGGCUGAGCUGCAAGGCCUCAUCAACGGAAGAUCUCCAACCGACAAUCGCAACUUUGAUUUUAGAAGAUUUGAAAUUUAUAUUAGAAUGAGGAUAAAGGUAUCAAACCUGCAUGUAAUCGCUGAUGGUUAACGUUCUUCCACUGGGAAAGUCUCUAAUCGGUCAAUUUUGUGUAUAUAUGGUCACAUGAAAUACUACACUGAGAUU